AUGAAGAACUUGAUGGAGUUGGAAUUAGACAAUAACAUGAUCAUUGGUCUAAUUCCAUCCACCAUUGGAAAUUUAAGUAAUCUAUCUUCUCUCACGAUGCAUCGUAACAAGCUUAAUGGCCCAAUCCUUUUCUCUUUUGUCCAUCUUACAAAUUUAUCCUUCAUAGAUCUAUCAUCAAAUAGAUUCAAUGGAUCCCUCCCUUUGCAAAUAGGACAUUUAGAAAAUUUGAAUAUUUUGAAUGUUAGUUACAACAUGCUUAGUGGUCCAAUUCCUACGACUUUUGUGGAUCUACUCCAUAGUAAUCCUUCUUCCGAGUAUGGGUUAAUACGAAAUUAUGGAAUUACAUUGGAGAUUGACUUUAGUCAUAACUUCAUUGAUGGUGAACUUCCCCAUUUGUCACUUGAUCAUAUUAGACCUACAAGCAUCGACUUUAGCUACAAUAAUUUCAUGGGCAAAAUUUCAGAUUCCUUCCUUUUCUUUAGAAAUAUCAACUUAUCGUACAACAAGCUUGAAGGCAAGGUUUCUGACCAAAUUCUGCAUCGUUUUGAUGUAAGUAUUGUUUUGGGUAAUCAAAAGCUUUGUGGCAGUAUUCCCCCGCUUCACCCUUGUGAUUCACAACAUCAUGGAAAUUUCAAAAUGCUGACGAUUCUGUUUCCAUCAAUUUUAUUGUUCGUUCUCUGUUUUUCCUGCUUUGCACUUGUUCAUUCCCGAUCAAAGAAGAGGGUCACCCAUGAGACAAAGUCAAAUAAGCAUGGAAAUGUGUUCUGCAUAUGGGAUUAUGAUGGCAAGAUUGCGUAUGACGAUAUUAUAGAAGCAACAGAGGACUUCGAUAUUAAAUAUUGCAUUGGCACUGGUGGGUAUGGAAGUGUUUAUAGAGCAAGGCUUCCAAAUGGUAAGGUCGUAGCUCUAAAGAAACUUCAUACCCGUGAAGCCCAAGAGACAACUCUUUUCAAAAGUUUCCAAAAUGAAGUUGAUAUGCUGAAAGAGAUAAGGCACAAGAACAUCAUUAAACUCCAUGGAUAUUGCCUCCAUAAACGUUGCAUGUUUCUCGUAUAUGAAUACAUGGAGAGGGGAAGCCUAUUUUGGGUGUUGAGUAACGACAAAGAAGCAGUGGAAUUGGAUUGGAAAAAAAGAUUGAACGUCAUACGAAGAGUUUCACAUGCUUUGUCAUACAUACAUCAUGAUUGGAUUACUCCAAUCAUUCAUCGGGACGUUACAACCAGUAAUAUACUUUUGGACUCAAAUUUAGAAGCUUUUUUUAUCUGA
This is a messenger RNA of Cucurbita pepo subsp. pepo (vegetable marrow), 1266 nucleotides long. The record is from RefSeq and is a predicted model, not a curated record. NCBI's taxonomy places the organism in Eukaryota, Viridiplantae, Streptophyta, Magnoliopsida, Cucurbitales, Cucurbitaceae.